Messenger RNA from Vigna unguiculata (cowpea), 3051 nucleotides. NCBI's taxonomy places the organism in Eukaryota, Viridiplantae, Streptophyta, Magnoliopsida, Fabales, Fabaceae. The record is from RefSeq and is a predicted model, not a curated record.
AUGCCAGACAUCGACCUAAGAGUAGCCAGUCACAAGUUGUCUAUUCUUCGGGAAGCUCGGCCUGUUGCACAGAAAAGAAGAAAGAUGGGGGGAGAAAAUAGGGAGGCAGCCAAAGCGGAAGUACAUAAGUUAAUUUCAGCAGGCUUCAUCAAGGAGGCCACCUACACGACCUGGCUGGCCAACGUAGUGUUGGUAAAAAAGGAAAAUGGCAAAUGGCGGAUGUGUACAGACUACACCAACCUCAACAAGGCGUGCCCUAAAGACACGUACCCUCUCCCAAGCAUCGAUAGAUUGGUAGACGGUGCAGCUGGACACAGGGUGCUUAGUUUUUGGGACGCGUACUCUGGGUACAAUCAGAUCCCAAUGUAUCCUCCUAACAAAGAAAAAACGGCGUUCAUCACGGAAGAAGCUAACUUCUACUAUGAAGUCAUGCCUUUUGGACUAAAAAAUGCUGGAGCCACAUACCAGCGGCUGAUGGACAAGGUGUUUCGUCAUCUCAUCGAAAGGUGUAUGGAGGUCUACGUCGACGACAUGGUAGUCAUGUCAGAUUCACUCGAGCAACACGUCAAAGAUUUGGACGAGGUCUUGGCAGCUGUACGGAAGUAUGACAUGAGACUGAAUCCAGAAAAGUGUGUUUUCAGUGUUGCAGACGGAAAAUUCCUGGGUUUCAUGUUAACCCACAGGGGAAUAGAGGCCAAUCCCGACAAGUGUCAAGCAGUUGUUAACAUGAGGAGUCCAACCAACAUCAAGGAGAUACAAAGAUUGGUAGGGAGGCUAACUGCGUUAUCACAUUUUAUGCCUAAGUUAGCAGAAAGAAUCCAGCCGAUGCUUAGGCUCAUGAAAAAAGCGCAAAAAUUAGUAUGGGAUGAGGCUUGCAAGCAAUCUUUCCAAGCGUUGAAGGAGUAUUUGUCUUCUCCCCCAGUACUACAGAAGCCUAGCAAGGGGAAACCCCUGUUAGUAUAUCUGGCCAUCUCUACCAAUGCUAUUAGCGCGGCCAUUGUACAAGAUCAGGCGGGGGACCAACGACCCGUAUACUUUAUCAGCAAAGCCCUACACGAUGCAGAACUGCGCUACCAGACAGUGGAAAAGGUAAUCCUAGCACUUGUGAUAACAACCAGACGACUACGAUCAUACUUUCAGGGAAACGAGGUAAUAGUCAAGUCUGACUACCCAAUACACAAAGUCUUGAGGCGACCUGACCUCGCCGGCCGAAUGGUUGGGUGGUCCGUAGAACUAUCUGAGUAUCAUCUUCGAUGUGAAGCUCGAGGGUCGAUCAAGGGACAAUGCCUGGCAGACUUUGUCAAUGAAUUAGCAAGAGAUCCUGACAUGCGCGAGGAAGGUUGGAUCCUGUCGGUGGAUGGCUCCUCAAACGUGAAAGGUGGGGGUGCUGGGAUUGUUUUGCAAGGACCGAAUGAUUUAUUACUCGAGCAAGCUUUGCGCUUUGGUUUUAAACCCUCUAACAAUCAGGCAGAAUAUGAAGCAUUAAUAGCAGGGUUGACCCUCGCAGCAGACAUGGGAGCAGAUACGGUGACAUGCCGAACGGAUUCUCAGCUGAUCGUAAGACACUUGGACGACACUUUCCAGGUAAAGGACCCCCUCCUAUUACGAUAUUAUCACGUUGUGCAGGGCAUGUUGAACAGAUUCAGAAUAGCAAGCGUAAAGCAUGUUGAUAAAGCCCAAAAUUCUAGAGCCGACUUGCUCUCGAAGUUGGCAACUACCAAAGUAAAGGGACAACAUCAUACAAUGAUCCAUGCCACGCUCGACCGUCCUACUGUAACUUUGGCAGAAUGCAAUACUACUAAGACAGUCGCACAAGAAGAGGAAGAGUGGAUGACUCUUAUUAUACAGUUCAUUCAACACGGCGACACGGACGGAAUUGAUGACCCCAUCAUGCGUAAGAAAGCUUCUCGGUUCACUUUGGUUGGUGAAGAAUUGUACAAACAAGACUUCUCCAACCCUCUGUUAAAAUGCGUCACAAACCGCCAAGCCCAGUAUAUUAUGGAGGAGUUACACACGGGGAUUUGUGGCUUACAUUCAGGAUCCCGAACCAUGGCAGCUCGGGUAUUACGAGCAGGAUACUAUUGGCCGACUGUCAAAGAAGACUGCGAGAAGUACGUAAGGAAGUGCACCCAAUGCCAACAGCAUGGUAACAUGAUACAUCUCAAGUCAGGGGAGUUGCACGGUAUUACCUCCCCUUGGCCUUUCGCCAAGUGGGACAUGGAUAUUCUAGGGUCCUUCAGCCCAGGGAAAGGUCAGGUAAAGUUCUUAUUGGUAGCUAUAGACUACUUCACUAAAUGGAUUGAGGCGGAGCCACUGGCCUUGAUCACGGCCCAGCAGGUACAAAAAUUUGUCUUGAAGAAUAUAGUGUGCAGGUUCGGCAUACCAAGCAUCGUCAUAACAGAUAAUGGUAGACAGUUUAUCGACAAGGGGUUAGCCCAGUUCUAUAGGGGACUCCAUAUACAACAUAUAACCAGCUCAGUUGAGCACCCACAAACAAAUGGGCAAGACGAAGCAGCAAACAAGGUCAUACUGCGAGAACUUAAGAAGAGGUUGGGAGAUGCCAAAGGAAAGUGGGCUGACGAGUUAUUAGAAGUCUUAUGGGCUUAUCGCUUCACCCCGCAGUCAACAACACAAGAGACACCCUACUGCUUAGCAUAUGGAGUAGACGCAAUGAUCCUGGUCAAGAUUGGAGAGCCCUCUUUACGGAGCCGCCUGUUCGACAUGCGUCUUAAUGAAGAAAGCAUGCUAACAAGCUUGGACCUGGUUCAAGAGCUCCGAGAUCAAGUGCGCAUUCGGGAGGAGGCAUCCAAACUAAGGGCCCAGUGCCGCUAUAAUACUAAAGUCAAACCCCGAUCUUUUCACCAGGGAGAUCUAGUAUGGCGUAUGGCAAGUGCCGCCCGGAAGCAUGAAGGGAAGUUCUCGCCCAAUUGGGAAGGGCCAUUUCGAAUCAAUGAAGCUGUGGGAAACGGCGCAUACAGGUUGGAGCACCUAUCUGGUGCCCCUGUCCCGACCACCUGGAACGCCUCACAUCUCAAGUUUUAUAACAGUUAG